GGGCUGCCCCCUUUUUCCUCUCCGGUAGACUGGGACCAAACCCUACUAAGCGAGCAAAAAACGAACUCCUACUACUGCUAGAACCAGCCUCUAUCCCACCCCCUUUAUUGGAGACUGCGCCCCCUGCCUUCAUUUUCAUCGCUUUGCUGGAACUGCUGGUAGCUUGAAGUAGGGAGUCAGGCGGGCGUGGACGGCGCGUGUUGCAAUAAUGCUGAGAUGUUUGGUAUCUCGCACUAAGGCCAAGCUCUUUGUGCUCUUUUCGCUGAUUUCUAUAAUUAGAGGUGAUUGUGGAACUCCUCCAAAAUUAAAGAAUGCAGUCUGUGAGACAAAUGUUGAUGCAGUGAGCUUCCCUAUUGGUACAGUAGUAAUUUACAAAUGUCUGGAUGGAUUCUAUAAUAUCCAUGGGAAAUUAGAUGUUACAACAUGCCUUUCAAAUUCACAGUGGACAGAUGUAGAAGACUUUUGUGAAAGCAGUUGUUCUGUACCAACUAGUUCAAAAUAUGCUCAACCAAAUCCAGAAGAUGCAUUCAGGAGUUACUUUACUGCUGGAACUACUGUGACCUAUAUUUGUCGCCGAGGCUAUGACAGAAUCCCUGGAGUGAGUCCAGUUGUAACUUGUCUUCAGAAUAACACUUGGUCAGAAGUCCCUGUUUUUUGUAAAGGAAAAUCAUGUGGCGAUCCAGGAAUACCACAAAAUGGCAGAGCUGUUAUUCUAACUGAUCUCCUGUUUCGAGCAAAAGUGAAUUUCACUUGUGACGAAGGGUACAGAUUAAUAGGAUCACCUUUUACCCUGUGUUUAGCGAAGAGUAAUACUGUUAAAUGGAAUAAGGAGCCUCCAGAUUGUCAACCAAUCACAUGCUCUUCUCCUCCAAGUAUCAGUGGGGGCACUUAUGAUGGAGAAGGAAGUAUUGAAAAAUUUGCCUAUAACUCAACAGUAACUUACAGAUGCGAUAAUGACUCUUUACUAAUUGGAGAGGCUUUUAUUUAUUGCACAACUAAAGAUAAAACAAUGGGAAUCUGGAGUGGCCCUGCACCUGAAUGUAAAGAUUACAGUAGCCACCACCCAUCAUAGCAACAGGAGGAACUGAAAUAAAGACAAGAGUGUAGUGAAGAGGCAUCAGCAAACUACUGCACAUUAAGGCAGAAUCAUCUUUUAAAUGUUCCAUUCACUAAAUACAGUCACAAGUUUAGAGUUCACUAUUUGAAAGGAAAGCACAUCCUUUGUACAUAAUGCUAUGAACAGCUUCCUGAAAGCCUGAGUGUCAGUGCUUGGUCAUAACCUUUAUUUAUUUUAACAAGGCUCAGAGACUAAGAUUAUCUUGAUAUGG
Messenger RNA from Heteronotia binoei (common prickly gecko), 1328 nucleotides. RefSeq names its product complement decay-accelerating factor-like. Lineage: Eukaryota; Metazoa; Chordata; Lepidosauria; Squamata; Gekkonidae. The transcript is spliced from 7 exons. The record is from RefSeq and is a predicted model, not a curated record. The coding region runs from base 209 to 1072 and encodes 287 amino acids.